This is a messenger RNA of Spathaspora passalidarum NRRL Y-27907, 921 nucleotides long. RefSeq lists its product as uncharacterized. Gene Ontology annotation, cellular component: nucleus. Gene Ontology annotation, biological process: double-strand break repair. The record is from RefSeq and is a predicted model, not a curated record. NCBI's taxonomy places the organism in Eukaryota, Fungi, Ascomycota, Pichiomycetes, Serinales, Debaryomycetaceae. The coding region runs from base 1 to 921 and encodes 306 amino acids. The transcript has a single exon.
AUGCUCCUUCCCAAAUUAUGGAAAUCGUGUAAUUUACCGUUUUUAGAGUCACCGUGCAUCUAUGGAUUCUCCAUCGCUGACGGAUACGGCUUUUACUUGACCGACUUUACUUCAUUAUGGAAUCAGCGAUUGAACCAAGACGAGUUGAUAGCUGUUGCGGCCGAGAACGGGUUGGAAGAUGUUACUAAUGAAUGUAUGGCAAAUCUACUAUGCGCACUCGAAGAAAGUGUACUGAACAAGGACAAUUUAUCAUUUACUCAAGCAGACAAUGUCAUUGAAUGUAAGUUAACCGGAGAAUUCAAUUGGACAUUUACUCUUACUAAACGAUCACCCGAGCAAACAGUUACAUUCCUUAGUCAGUUAAAUUACCAACAAUUCUCCAAUAAUGUGUACUUAACCCAUCAAAUAAACAACCUACAAAAGAUAAUAGCAGUAAAAGACACAUUCAUUAAAUUCCUUACCGAGAACUUCAAACAAACUCAUGGGUUGGACUUGAUCAACAAGUAUAAACGAAUGAAUAAACAAGAUAUAGAGGCAAUAGAGCAAUUCAACAAGAUACGUUGGAGUAAAGCUAGUGCAAUUGAAUACCGAAAAGUACGAACUAGCAAAAAGCGAAGCGAAAUGGAAGAGUUGAGUAAGAAUAUUAAUGAGGCCAUUGGAAACUCGUGGAAAUUUGCCAAUCUGUUUUACACAAAUGAAGAAGAACUCGAGGAACAACUCAGCCCAAUCAAAAUCCACCCAGAUUUGUCGCCUAUUAAAUCUUCAAGUCCUCCUCCACCUGGUGCCAAGAAGAAACUAAAGUUUGGUGCAUUAGGAGUAAAACCUUCACUUCCUAAACCACAUACGCCGGUUGCACCAACUGGAGCUACUCCUACACCCUCGCCCAGAAAGAAGAAACAAAAGAUUGGAUCUCUUCAUUAA